Molecule: messenger RNA, 2251 nt
Organism: Spinacia oleracea (spinach)
Lineage: Eukaryota; Viridiplantae; Streptophyta; Magnoliopsida; Caryophyllales; Amaranthaceae
Product: phosphatidylinositol N-acetylglucosaminyltransferase subunit A
Exons: 9
Coding region: 455-1801 (448 amino acids)
Biological process (GO): GPI anchor biosynthetic process
Cellular component (GO): glycosylphosphatidylinositol-N-acetylglucosaminyltransferase (GPI-GnT) complex
Molecular function (GO): phosphatidylinositol N-acetylglucosaminyltransferase activity
Source: RefSeq, a predicted model, not a curated record
CUUGCAUCUUACCCUGAUAUUGGUCCUGUUCCAUCAUCACCACAUCUCUCCGCUCCUCACCAUCCAUCUCCUCGAUCGGGUGGAUUUCGUUAGCAUUUCUCUUGAAUUUCUUCGGAGAUCAUUUUCCUCACUUCAGAGACCGUGUUCCCUUCUCUCUCCAUUUUCUCUCUCUACUUCCAUUUUCCUCCCAAAAAUUACUUCUACCAAAAAAAAAAAGUGUUCACUGUUCUAUACUGGUACUCGCUUGUGUCUAUCUGUCAUAGUUCGAAUACAGUCCAUAAUCAUAGAUCGAAUAGAGGGGUUAGAUUUGCAAUUAGGCCACCAAAUAUGAAAUUGUUCACUCAAAAUUCUUUAGCUUUCUGCCAUUCUCAAUUUCUUUGAAUAGACACCGAAUUCCAUAGCGCUUGUAUUCAGAACUCAAUUCUUUUGAUCUUCUCUUCGAACUAACUUCUCAAUGAGUGAAAAGAAGAGGUAUAGGAUAUUGAUGGUGUCAGAUUUUUUUUACCCAAAUUUUGGGGGAGUAGAAAGUCACAUUUAUUAUCUAUCCCAGUGUUUGCUAAAACUCGGUCACAAGGUUGUAGUUUUGACUCAUUCAUAUGGGAAUCGCUCUGGUGUGCGAUAUAUGACAAAUGGCCUGAAAGUUUAUUAUGUGCCAUGGAAGCCUCUAUUCAUGCAGAGUGUAUUACCCACAUUCUCUGGGACACUUCCGAUUAUGAGAACUAUUCUUGUCCGGGAGAAGAUUUCGUUGGUCCAUGGACAUCAAGCCUUCUCAACUCUCUGCCAUGAAGCUUUGAUGCAUGCACGUACAAUGGGAUACAAAGUUGUUUUCACUGAUCACUCCUUGUAUGGCUUUGCUGAUGUGGGUAGUAUACACAUGAACAAAGUUCUACAGUUUACCUUAGCAGAUGCAACUAAAGCAAUCUGUGUCUCCCAUACAAGCAAGGAAAAUACAGUGUUGAGGUCAGGUAUUCCUGCUGAAAAGGUAUAUGUUAUACCAAAUGCUGUUGACACAGCUAUGUUCAAGCCUGCACCCGAAAGACUUUCAAGUGACCAAAUUGUCAUUGUUGUGAUAAGUAGAUUGGUAUACCGGAAAGGUGCAGAUUUGCUUGUUGAAGUCAUUCCUGAAGUUUGUCGUCUUCAUCCAAAUGUUCGUUUCAUUAUUGGAGGUGAUGGUCCAAAAAGAGUACGGCUAGAAGAGAUGAGAGAAAAACAUUCUCUUCAAGAUAGGGUUGAAAUGUUGGGUGCUGUUCCACAUGCUCAGGUUCGAUCUGUGUUAAUAUCUGGACAUAUUUUUUUGAACAGUUCUUUAACGGAAGCAUUUUGCAUAGCUAUAUUGGAAGCCGCUAGUUGUGGAUUAUUAACAGUCAGCACACGUGUAGGAGGUGUCCCUGAGGUUUUGCCAGAUGACAUGAUCGUACUUGCAGAACCGGACCCUGGAGUUAUGGUGCAAGCUGUUGGAAAGGCUAUAACCAUGCUCCCUAACAUUGAUCCACAAGUUAUGCACCUUCGAAUGAAAAAGCUAUACAGUUGGCAUGAUGUUGCUAAGAGAACAGAGAGAGUCUAUGAGCGGGCUCUGACGUGUGCUGAUCAGAGUCUUCUAGAACGGCUUUCAAGGUACCUUGCUUGUGGCGCAUGGGCAGGCAAGCUUUUCUGCUUGGUUAUGAUAAUCAAUUAUCUUUUCUGGUGUCUGUUGAAACUAUGGCAGCCUGAUGAGGAGAUUGAGGAGGCUCCUGAUGUUCAGUUAUCUCAUCAGCGAGGAGAGAUAUCAGAGUUUGCUACUGAGAACGGAAACAUGAAAUGACAUGAAUGUGUACCCCAGUUCAUCUUUAGUUAUGCAGUUUUUGCAGAAGUUAGGUAUGGCUGGCAGAUCAUAUCUGGAUUAUCUUGUUUUCACAACACUGACAUGCAGUUGUGUAACUGGAAGCUUUCGCAUGUCAAUCUAAAUUCUAAAGCAUUUUACUGAAACAGCUCGAUGAAAGGUCCAUCUAUUAAAUUUCCUUGGACAAAGGCAGGCAGAGUUACUCCUUAGACCUAACUUUUCAUUUCUUUUGUAGUUGUUAACAUUUUUGUCUCCCAUACUGUAUAUGUCAUAGGAGGUACUCCGUAUAUCCUUCAGGCUCUAUGUAACUAUUGAUUAUACUUCAACCGUAGUACCAUUGACUGUAAAUUUACAUCUGCUUUGUAAUGGACGAAAGAAAAAUCUUCCAAGUCAUGAUAAUUGUUAAUGAUCAAUGGAUUAUUCUGGUGUUAA